Cuculus canorus (common cuckoo) is the source of this 1845-nucleotide messenger RNA. RefSeq names its product COMM domain containing 10 (gene COMMD10). The coding region runs from base 16 to 666 and encodes 216 amino acids. NCBI's taxonomy places the organism in Eukaryota, Metazoa, Chordata, Aves, Cuculiformes, Cuculidae. The transcript is spliced from 8 exons. The record is from RefSeq and is a predicted model, not a curated record.
GCUGCGGCAGUGAACAUGGCGGCGCCCCUUGUGCCGGAAAGUGACCGGUACCGGCUGCUCCUCCGGGAUGGAACCGGCAUCCGCAGGGCUGUGUCACUGCUCAAUGCUAUGGAUCCGGGACGGUUCCCACGGCUUCUCUCCCGCCUCCUGCAGAAGCUGCACCUGAAGGCUGAAAGUAGCUUCAGUGAAGAGGAGGAAGAAAAGCUUCAAAUAGCUUUUUCAUUGGAAAAGCAGGAUCUUCAUCUAGUUAUUGAAACUAUAUCCUUCAUUUUGGAACAGGCAGUCUAUCAUAAUUUGAAGCCUGCUUCAUUGCAACAACAGCUGCAAAGCAUUCACCUGGAUGAAGACAAAACUGAAGCAUUUGCCAGCGCAUGGGCAGCUGCGGGCCAAGAUACAAUUGAAAAGUUCAGGCAGAGGGUUUUCACCCCUCAGAAGCUUGAAACAAUUGGAUGGCAGCUUAAUCUUCAAAUGGCAGACUCCAUGCAAGCAAAGCUGAAGUCUCCUCGCGCUGUGCUAGAGCUGGGAGUGAACAAUGAAGAUUCAAAGCUGCUUUUGAGGAGCAGGCACCAGGCAGUACCUAUCCUGAGUUCCCAGGGCUUCUGCUGCUCUUGUGCAUUUGAACCUGAAGAAAGUGUUUGUAGAAUUCAGUCAUCAGGAGCUGUUUGAGUUCUUUAACAAGCUGGAAACUAUACAAGCACAGCUGGAUUCCCUUACGUGAUGUUUUUGAAGACUUAUUUCUCCAUCACACUCCUGCCAUCUCAUUAUUUUGAAUUGAAGAUAGAUUGCCAAGCUGUGUUUGCUGCAGGAUUGAUUCAAUGGGUUGCUUCCUUUAAAAUUAUAUGGCUUAUCUCCUUUUUAAACCACUAACAUUAGCCAAGAGUCUUUGUUAAUAGCCUGAAGAUUCUAAUGGACUUUCACUUGUUUUCUGAGCAAUUGUGAAGAAUGGCUUUACUUGCAGAAAAAAACCCCAAUGCUACCCUGCUUCAGAUUUUUUUCUUUUUGUCCUGUUAUAUGUGUUACUUGAUUCUGGUAGAAAUUUUCAUACUAGUGAGGGAACGGGAGUAAAAUCUAUUUUUUACACAUAAAAGGAAUAUAGAUGUAGUAAGAACAUACAAAGCUAAUAAAAUCUCAGUCCUUUUGAACUCUUAUUCAAGCAAUUGAUAACGCUUUUUCCAAAUUUGUCAUAAUAAAUCCAAAAUUUAAAAAUUAAUUGGUUCAGUUUGGACUAUUUUAACUUAAUUUCAUUAUUUUUGUUCUUUCUCAUCUUUUUCCUUCUACAUAAUCUGCAGUGUCACUUAUUUCAGUGUUUACUUUUGACAUUGAGAAUAAAACCAGCUUCUCAGCACUGCAUGAAUACCAAUGAAUCUAACUGGUAUGGUGUAUAACUGGGGGGAGAAGUCUCAGAGAAUAUAACAAAGAACACUGAAAUGGUCUGACAGCCAAAUUUCUGAAAGCUCUUUGUUGAUCCUUCCUAAAGUUAUCCGCUGCUGUUUUUACAUAGAACGGGGAGAAAUAAAGUACAGUGACUUAAAGACCAAGUUAGUCAUAUUUUCACACAUUAGUUCCAGAUGAAUGGAGGCUCAUGAGCAGUAUGAGAAGGUAGAAGUCAUCUUUGUUCUUGUUUGUUGCCAGUCACUGGCAGGCAACUGCAUUGCUGCACCUUGAUAAUGGGCACAGCAUACAACUCUCUACGCUGGCCUAGCAGAAGGCGAGAGGAAAUAAAAAUCUUUGGCAUUAGCUUGUCUUUCUUCCUGCUUAAAGUAUUCCCUGAACGAGGCUUUUUUCUUCCAGAUGCCUAAAACUGGGAUGUUUAAUACCCAACCAACCAGUUUCCUUUUGAGAUUU